GCAAUGUUGAGCGGUGGCCUCAAGGAAUUUGAUGUGGAGAACCUAAAGGCGAUGUUGGAGAACAGUGAUGAUGAAGAUUUCGACGACGAGAGCAACUGGAGUGAAAAGGUAGAGGCGGGCAGCGUGGCGAGUGCCGAGAGUACAGAUACCGUGAAGGGGACAGCAAGGAACGAAAACGAGAAUCACCUCCUGACAGAAGCACAAGCGAUGGAUAAAGGCAGAGCAGCAAAGCAGAACACGGCCAUCGACAAAAAUGACGCUGGCGAACAGACUGGCACUGUCGAUCAGACUCAGGGGUCCACUGAUGGCCUGAGGGUCGGAGGAAGUCGGGACGAGAUAAAAGAUCAAGCCGAUGCGCACUUGUCGAGCGCUGACCCUUUGGCGCAAGCAGGGGCAGCUGUAGGCAAGCAGGACGAAAUGUCGGAUUGUUCCAGCGAGGACGGCACGGGAGAAAGACCUAGAAAGCGCAAGAGGGCUGAAGCGGAGCAGGCCUAAAGAAGGAAUGUGAAAAAAAACUGCUCUCAGUAAGGCUCUGUGAGCACCAAUUCGCCGACAUUUUGCUAUCCAUUUGCUAUGCUGUUUUCGUUGUUAACAAUAUGCAUCGUUUUUCAUAGACCACAAAACACAUACACGAUUUUGUUCACUAGGUUUUCGCAAUCAUGUCUUACGAUGUAUUUUAAUAGAUGACCUUUGUGCCUUUAU
This is a messenger RNA of Serpula lacrymans var. lacrymans S7.9, 702 nucleotides long. RefSeq lists its product as uncharacterized. The transcript is spliced from 3 exons. Lineage: Eukaryota; Fungi; Basidiomycota; Agaricomycetes; Boletales; Serpulaceae. The record is from RefSeq and is a predicted model, not a curated record. Bases 4 to 495 code for a protein of 163 amino acids.